Serendipita indica DSM 11827 is the source of this 258-nucleotide messenger RNA. Lineage: Eukaryota; Fungi; Basidiomycota; Agaricomycetes; Sebacinales; Serendipitaceae. The record is from the annotation of a GenBank genome assembly.
AUGUUAUCUGCAUUCAACGCAAUCUUAUAUCUUUCUCAGUCGACCGAGGAACCACUCCUCCGAUGCGUCGACAUUGGCUCAAGGAAACAAACGAGCGCUGCUUCCCCAGUCAAUCUAAAUCUCGCAUUAACGUUUGACGACGAGACUAUGGAUUCAUUUCAUCGAGGCAAAGCAUUCAUCCGUUCCGCCGUCUAUGUCGAAGUCAAAGCGACGAUCUCAGAGGGAUUCUUUGAGAUUCAAGAGGCGAUCCGAAGAUGA